AUGGGUUGACAGAAUAUAAUAUUAAGCAAUUAAAAUUAAAUAAUAAAUAUAUCAGGCAUGUCGCAGUUUUAGAAAAUACAGUAUUCUAUUUAAUAAGUUACUGUAAUUAAAAAUAAUACUGUUUAAUUUGUUUAAAAAUGAGUUAUAAGAAUACGGCUCUAUUACGUCAAAUGUUUGGGAUCAUGCGUGCGGUGACCGGUGACAUUCACGGCCUUGUAUAUGUAUAUUUGUUUCAAGUUGUUUCUUGUUUGCAAAAAUAGCAAGAAGAGGAGAAUUAUUACAUUUAAUGAACAAUUAAAACCAAAAAAAAAACCAUACACACAUGUUGGAUGUUGGUUAACCGCAGUAGUGACUAGUGAGGGGGUUGUCGAAGUAAGUUGCUCAUGUUGUCCUAAAGAAUAAACUAAUUAACAGACUUAGCUAGCCAUAAUUACUCGUUAUUUAUUGACUAUUGGUAAUGGAUCAUAUGAAACCGGGACCGUCCUCUGGCAAAAUGGAUUUAGAGAAUGAGUUGACCAAUAAGUUUCUUAGCGGGGAGAUGUCUUUCGCGGAGUACUCGAGCGAGUGGUACGAGCACGACGACGAGGAGGAGGCGGACGCGCGCAGCCCGGAGCAGCCGACGCAGGUGGCGGGCCGUGCGCUCGUGCGCCGCCGCAAGGGCACGCGCCUCACCCCGGCGCUGCUAGGCCUCAUGGGUGAGGCCAACCUGCGCUUCGUACGUGGCGACAAAGAGACAGCUGAAAAAAUGUGCCAUGAGAUCAUCAAGCAGGUCCCUAAUGCGCCUGAACCCUACCAGACGCUGGCACAGAUAUAUGAAAAUGAUCCGGACAAGUCUAUGCAGUUCUCAUUACUGGCCGCCCACUUGAGCCCCUCUGACGCCACCGAGUGGCUUCGACUUGCAGCUCUGUCUAAACAGCGGAAUGAUGUGAAACAGGAGAUGCUCUGCUACACUCAAGCUAUUAAAGCUGAUCCUCACAAUCUGGCUAAUCAUAUGAAAAGACUGGAAUUAUUCAUCACUCUUGAAGAAGCAAAGUAUCCUGUACAUACUCUCAGCUUAUCUCGUGUCAAAUGCUACCAUAAAAUUGCAACAUCCAUGCCCCCCACUGAAGGAGAAACUAUCAUGAAAUAUGCCAAGAUGGCGGCUACUCUGUAUCACAACAACAAUGAGUUGGAGAAUGCUCUGGUGGUCAUGACGGCAGCAUACAACAAGUGUGCUAAUCUCUUCUCCAUGGAGGACACUAACAUUUUCUUAGAGCUUCUCAUUUCCCAGAAGCAAUACCAGACUUGCAUAGAAGUGUUUGUGGCAAAUGCAGGAGUUGAGAUAGAAGCAGAAAUACAAACCAUAGAGAAUGCUUAUCACAUGCUUGAGGAGCAAACAAACUAUUUGAAUUGCACUUUACCCAACAGCCUGCCUAUUGAUUUGAAAAGCAAGUUACUUGUAUGCUUUAUUCAUCUCGGAGCCACUAAUCUUGUGGAGACGUUGCUUGAAGACUUUCUGACCAAUGAUGUGGAGAAAGCUGGCGAUUUGUACAUGGACAUAGAAGAAGCUCUGUCUUCUGUUGGACUUCACCGUCUAGCUCUCAAACUUCUGGAACCCCUUGUGCAGAACCCCAGCUUUGAUCUCGGGGCAGUGUGGCUCAAACAUGCUGAAUGUUUGUACAAUUUGGGAAGACAAAAUGAGGCGAUAGAUUCUUACUACAAAGUGUUGCAGCACGCGCCACAGCACGCCGAGGCACGCCGCCGCAUUUUCUCCAUCCUGGAGGGUCAGGGCCGCGUCGACGAGGCUCUCGACAUCCUGCAGCAGGACUACAAGUACGUCGUCAGCGCUAGUCUGCUCUAUGAGCAGUGCUGCGCUCUCAAAAAGUAUGGCCAGAUGCUUAAAUACCUAGAAGUUGGGGAAGCUUUACUAUCAAAAACCUUUGUGAGGUUUAGGACACGAGGAAGAACUCAAAAUCGCGCGCAAAAUGAAAGGAGGCGUCGAUCUAAUUCACGAAUUCAGAACAAUGCGUGGAGAAAAUCCUUAGAAGAAUGGAACUUUUUCUUGGAGCUGCUGGAGAUUGCUCGCGAGCACAAGCAGUACUGCGUGCUGCAGCGGCUGACGUUCGGGUCGCUGGUGUCGAAGGCGCUGGCGUCGCAGCGCGGCCGCAGAUCGAGCAACAACUUUCUAACAUCAGGCCGCUAUAUUGUAGCAUUAAAGUAUUUCCUUGAAUACCACGAUCAGCGGCGCGAGCCGAUCUCUGCGUUUCUCAUCGGGAUCACGAUGCUCAUCAUGGCGGCGCAGCGAACCAUGGAUAAGCACCACAAUCUGAUUCUGCAAGGGAUGUCGUACUUGAUCACGUAUCAGCACAUGAGGAAGUGCGACCAAGAGGCGCUGUACAACAUCGGGCGCGCGUACCACAUGUUAAGUAUCAACAACUUGGCUAUAGAGUACUACGAGCGUGCGCUGGCGGCGCCGCCGGCGGCCCGCUGCGCAGUGCACGGCGCCAUUGACCUGCGGAUGGAGGCUGCGUACAACCUGUACCUGCUGUAUAAGGACCAUGCGCCGCAUGUGACGAGUCGCACGAUGUCUGGACCCGAGCCGCUGGCGUUGGCGCCCGAAGGCGAAGCGGUCCCCGCCGAGGACAUGCCAUUCGCGCAGCUCUGUGACUUACUUGAGCGUCUGCACAAGAAGAAGAAAGAACGGCAAGAGCAGGACAAAAUACUAACGGCCUUUUUUGACGAGUUCAGGCUGAAGGCUGCCAGGAUCACUGGGAAAAAGAACUGCAACCUGUUCCCUGUAAUGCGUCUCCUGCUCCCGGCGCUGGACCGCGAGCGAGGCGCCUACCACCUCAAGGAAACCUCUUUAGGGUCCACUCUAGUUCGAGUGCUGGCUCUGCCGCCGACUUCUCCUGAUGCGCUACGCCUGACCAGCUACCGCUCCGUCGGCAACGCGCAGAACCGCCUCGCGCGCCAGUCCGGCUCGCUCACCGUGAAGGACGCCAACGAGGUGCUGGACAAGAUCGCCAACGCGCAGGUCGGGGGGAAGGCGACCGGGGUUGCCUGCUUCGUUCUCAUGAACCGCCUCGCGCGCCAGUCCGGCUCGCUCACCGUGAAGGACGCCAACGAGGUGCUGGACAAGAUCGCCAACGCGCAGGUCGGGGGGAAGAACCGCCUCGCGCGCCAGUCCGGCUCGCUCACCGUGAAGGACGCCAACGAGGUGCUGGACAAGAUCGCCAACGCGCAGGUCGGGGGGAAGAACCGCCUCGCGCGCCAGUCCGGCUCGCUCACCGUGAAGGACGCCAACGAGGUGCUGGACAAGAUCGCCAACGCGCAGGUCGGGGGGAAGGCGACCGGGGUUGCCUGCUUCGUUCUCAUGAACCGCCUCGCGCGCCAGUCCGGCUCGCUCACCGUGAAGGACGCCAACGAGGUGCUGGACAAGAUCGCCAACGCGCAGGUCGGGGGGAAGAACCGCCUCGCGCGCCAGUCCGGCUCGCUCACCGUGAAGGACGCCAACGAGGUGCUGGACAAGAUCGCCAACGCGCAGGUCGGGGGGAAGAACCGCCUCGCGCGCCAGUCCGGCUCGCUCACCGUGAAGGACGCCAACGAGGUGCUGGACAAGAUCGCCAACGCGCAGGUCGGGGGGAAGAACCGCCUCGCGCGCCAGUCCGGCUCGCUCACCGUGAAGGACGCCAACGAGGUGCUGGACAAGAUCGCCAACGCGCAGGUCGGGGGGAAGAACCGCCUCGCGCGCCAGUCCGGCUUGCUCACCGUGAAGGACGCCAACGAGGUGCUGGACAAGAUCGCCAACGCGCAGGUCGGGGGGAAGAACCGCCUCGCGCGCCAGUCCGACUCGCUCACCGUGAAGGACGCCAACGAGGUGCUGGACAAGAUCGCCAACGCGCAGGUCGGGGGAAGGCGAAACCGCCUCGCGCGCCAGUCCGGCUCGCUCACCGUGAAGGACGCCAACGAGGUGCUGGACAAGAUCGCCAACGCGCAGGUCAGGGGGAAGGCGAUACAAACAGACACUGCAGGACACCUAGCCGGGGUUGCCUGCUUCGUUCUCAAGAACCGCCUCGCGCGCCAGUCCGGCUCGCUCACAGUGAAGGACGCCAACGAGGUGCUGGACAAGAUCGCCAACGCGCAGGUCGGGGGGAAGGCGAGAGUACUGGACGAGGCCUUCGGCACAGUAUUCCGUCAGCUGAGCGCCAAGCAACUGAAGUGGUUCCUACGUGUAGUGCUGAAGGACCUCCGCCUGCGGAUAGGCCAGGCGAGGCUCCUGGCUGCCAUGCACCCUGAUGCCCCUGAGUACUAUGACUCUUGCAGCAACCUGCUUAAGACCUGUUCGGAGUUGGAGCCAGGCACGGCGCGCCCUCUGGAGCUCGGCGUGCAAGUGUUCUGCGCCGUCAGCCCCAUGCUGUCAGAGCGCCUCGACGUGACGCGCGUGUUGCGGUUACCACCUGCAGCUUACAUUGUGGAGGAUAAGUUCGAUGGCGAGCGGUUUCAGAUCCACAUGCAAGAUGGCGUGUUCGAGUAUUUCUCCCGCAAGGGCCACGCGUACGGGAACCACUACGGCACCGGAGACGACAACGGUCUGCUGACUCCAAAACUACGAAACGGACUCGAUCCAGGAGUUAAAAGUAUGGUGCUGGACGGCGAGAUGAUGGGCUGGCACAAGCAGCGCCAGGUCUUCGGUAGCAAAGGCAUGUCCUUUGACGUGAAGAAGAUAACCGAAAACUCCGCCUUCCAACCAUGCUUCUGCGCCUUCGACGUGCUCCACUACAACGGACGGAACCUAGCCGGCCCGGCCGGCAGCGGCGGGGCUCCUCUACGGGAACGACUCGCUAUACUGGACUCCAUCGUAACAGACGUUCCAGGAGUGUUGCUGCGAAGCAAGCGCCGUCAAGUCACUGAUCUUUCGGAGGUCCUGGAGGCGCUAAACAGAGCGAUCGAGGACCAGGAGGAAGGCAUCGUGGUGAAAGACCUGGACUCGCACUACCUGGCCAAUCGCCGCAAUGCCGGCUGGUACAAGGUCAAACCCGAGUACACGGAAGGUACGAUGGUGGAACUGGAUUUAGUGGUGGUUGGCGCAGAGGAAGCCAGCGACAAGCGGCGCGGGCGCGCGCGCAGCUUCCACGUCGCCUGCGCGGACGGCGCGCCCGGGCGCCCCCACCGCUGGGUGGUGGUGGGUCGCGUGGCUACAGGCCUGACGUUCGAGCAGCGCGAGACGUUGUGCGCGACGCUGGAGCGCCACUGGGUGUCGAGGAGGGACGCGCCGCCGCCCGCCUGCCUCGUCUUCAACAAGGAGAAGCCGGACUUCUGGGUCCUGCCCGAACAUUCCAUCAUUUUACAAGUGCGCGCGACGGAGCUAAUCCGCAGCACGGACUUCGGCACGUCGCACACGCUGCGGUUCCCGCGCGUCACGGCGGUGCGCGACGACAAGCCCGCGGCGGACGCCAUGCCUCUAGCCGAGUUCAACGCGCUGGUCAAGGACGGGUCGGUGGUGAAGCUCAGCAAGCGGCCGGUGGCGGCGGCCGCGCUGGAGCCCGGAGCCGCGCCGCGCCGCAAGCGCACGGCGCGGGCGGAAGUGCCCGCGCAGUUCCGCACGCAACCUGUGCAGGACGUCGAGGUGGUGUCCGCGGCGCUGAGAGGGCGAGAGAUCUGCGUGCUGUCGGGCGACGAAGUCAGCAGUAAGGCCGACCUCGUGCGUUUGGUGCAGUCUCACGGCGGCCGACACGUCGAGAACGUAGGUCUGUUACUACUCAUCACAUUACAAUAAUCGGUAUUCAUACCUCAACAAAUAUUCUGUGUA
Molecule: messenger RNA, 5788 nt
Organism: Cydia pomonella (codling moth)
Lineage: Eukaryota; Metazoa; Arthropoda; Insecta; Lepidoptera; Tortricidae
Biological process (GO): DNA recombination; DNA biosynthetic process; nucleotide-excision repair, DNA gap filling
Cellular component (GO): DNA ligase IV complex; DNA-dependent protein kinase-DNA ligase 4 complex
Molecular function (GO): protein binding; DNA ligase (ATP) activity; ATP binding
Source: RefSeq, a predicted model, not a curated record